AUGGCGUACAAUCGGACCUUCAACCCGGAUUCACUCCCGGCAUUCGCAGAGCCAGAGAGGAAACAUGUCAACACUACUACUUCUUCAUCAGUACCAGCACCAGCGCAAGCCCCAAACCCCGCGCAGCAAGCUAUACAUCAGCAACAAUACUCAAAACCAGCGCCUCCACUUCCAGCAGAACAACUCGGCGGACGACGCCCUUCACCACAAAUGCAACCACCUGCAAACUACGGAUAUGGCUCACCACCACCACAAAAUUACGGCUUCAGCUCCCCUCCACCAGGCAGCCAAGGCUCCAGACCACACAGCGGCAGCUUAAGCAGACCACAACCAAUGUCAAGACCACCCCAAUCUCCAGCUCCUUCAUCUGGCGCAGAUCCUGCACUCUGGCCACUAUUCAAGGCUGUUGAUAAAGAUGGCAGUGGACACCUGACCGAGAAAGAGCUCCGCGCGGCUCUUGUCAAUGGCGACUGGUCAUCAUUCGAUCCUUACACCGUCAAAAUGAUGAUACGAAUGUUCGAUACCGACCGCUCUGGCACAAUUGGCUUUCAGGAAUUCUGCGGGCUGUGGGGAUUCUUGGCAGCCUGGCGCUCCCUCUUCGAUCGUUUCGAUGCCGACAAGAGUGGUAACAUCAGCCUCGAUGAAUAUACAAACGCAUUAGUGGCAUUUGGCUACAGACUCAGCCCCCAUUUCGUGGAUACUCUCUUCAGAACAUAUGACAAGCGGGGUGAAGGAGCAAUCAGUUUCGACCUCUUCGUUCAAAGCUGCAUCAGCUUGAAGAGGAUGACGGAUGUGUUUAAGAAAUAUGAUGAUGACAGAGACGGCUACAUAACUCUGUCCUUUGAGGACUUUUUGACCGAGAUAAUAAGGCAAAAAUAG
Hyaloscypha bicolor E is the source of this 879-nucleotide messenger RNA. Its product is annotated as EF-hand. NCBI's taxonomy places the organism in Eukaryota, Fungi, Ascomycota, Leotiomycetes, Helotiales, Hyaloscyphaceae. The record is from RefSeq and is a predicted model, not a curated record. The transcript is spliced from 4 exons. Gene Ontology annotation, molecular function: calcium ion binding. The coding region runs from base 1 to 879 and encodes 292 amino acids.